UUCUUUUAGUUAGCGUUGUUAUAACAAGAUUUACGCACUUAUCUAAAAUUGUCAUGCGUCGUAAUGCCAUUUUCUCCUCUUGAACUACUUAAUGACGAGAAUCUUGAACGUUUUUCAAAAGAUGUUGCUAAAGCUAACGAGGAAGUUUUAGAAAGCCGGGGAAAACACGGUGGAGAUGAGAAGUCUUCAGUAGAGGUUACACUUACUAAAAUUUUAUCUGAAGAUAUUCACAAUGGCUGUCAAACAACAUUUGAUCACAAUACAAGUGAUCAGUUUGGUGCAGAGAUUCAGGAAAUCAGUUUAAGUCAUGUGGAGAAUAUUGCAAAGUCUAGAAGGGAAGUAUUGCCCAAAAAUUCUUCGAACUCAAACUGGAGACCUGUUCCAGACAAAUGGGAAUUAGAAACCAUUUAUAUACCCCAGGAUGAAAUAAAAAUAUCUGAAAGUACACAAUCUGUUAGUGAUCAACAUUCCUACCAGGAGUAUUCUAAAAUUGAUAUUGAAAAUAAAAGAUCGGUUGAAGAGAAACACGAAUCCAAUGAAAAUUCACUUCAAAGUAAUAACCUACCGUCCAGUUUAACGCCUACAAGUGUAAAUAAUUUGAAAGAUAUUGCCCCGGAUGAAAGUAAUGCAAAUGAUACAGCGGCGUAUAUUGAAUUUACAGAAAGUGAAAAAGACGCGUCUAGAGAAAUUCUAGAAAAUGAUAUUGUUGUAAAGCCUGUUGCUCGAAGUCGGAAACAUAUUCCUAAUGUCAAUCAACAAAAUACUUGUGAUAUCUCUCUAAGUAGUCAGCAAGCUGACCAUUCCAUCAUCAAUAUACCAAUCUUGACAUCUAAAGAACAACAAAACCUCCUUCGUAAUACUAAUACUGAUGAUAAUAAAAAUAAAAAUAUUCCUGAUAUUAUAAUCAAGACAGUCAGUCAAAACUCAAUGAUGAAACGAUCAAAAAGUUCAUGUUCUAUUUCAAAUCAAAAAGCUUUUCAUAAAAAUACAAUCAAUAGACCAUUACAUAAAGGUGAUGAAUUCACAGUAUUGAAUGCCAAUAUUCUACGUGAUCUUGCCUAUUCUUCAUGGUGUAAUCGACUAACUAAAAGUGCACGUGUUGAACGUUUAUCAAGUCUACGUAAUGAAAUUGAUGAGACAAAAAAAGAAAAAGAGAAACUGGAAAGAAUGAAAUCCAAUGAAAUCUCUUUUCAAACAUGGAAACAAAAUAAGCGUCAAAUUUUACUGGAUACUAUAAAAAAACGUAAAGCUGAAGAAUUAGCACAGAAAAAGAAACUUGAAGAAGAAAGAGAACGUAAACUUAACUCACAAAAGGCAUUUGAAAUAUGGAAAGCACGUAAAGAUGAAUUAAUCAUAAAACAACAACGUGAACUUUCAACUAAACGAAAACAAGAGAAGGAAACAAAAGAAACUGAACAAAAUGAAAAACAAUAUUUAUGUCAAAAAGCAUUUGAAGAUUGGAAGUCUAAAAAAGACACUAUUCUACAACAAAGUUUGAAACAUCAACGAAAAUGUCUAACAGAAAAAGAAAAACAACAAGAAGAAUUGAACCGUAGAAAAUUGGAACAAGCUGCUGAAGCUUAUUAUCAAUGGGAAUUAAAAAAGGUCGCGUCAUUGGAGAAUCUGGCUAUAAGCAUUAAUCACUCAAAUAAACCAAAUAAAAGACCAUGGAGACCACCAUCAAAAAUUAUUUCACCAAUAAACUCAUCAUAUCGAAUGUAUUAAAUAGAAGAAAACGAAAAAGUAAAAUUGUCUAACAGUUAAGUUUCUUUUUUUCUCUUGUACUUAUGAAUAUUAGUCAUCAGUGUUUAGGAAACAAGUUACCAUCUUUUUAUUCGCAUUUGUUUUAUUGUUUAAAUUCAUGUUAUAUCCUGUUUGCGCUUUAUUUGAAAUUAACUUCAUAAAUUUUAUUAUUCCAUAUAACUUCAAAUAGUAUUCAACUUUAUCCUUUUCUGUAAGUAUUAUCUUCUAUGAAACUUUAACAACAUCGAGUAUCCGCAUGCACAUAUAAUAUUCAGAAACUUACUGUUGAUGUAUUUCUUUUUCUCAAAAAUUGUUUUAAUCGAAUGGAAAUUUAAUAAAUUCAAGGUUCAAUGUAUACAUUUCAAUGUCUCAAUGACUUGGUUGAUUUCGUAACAAACGAACAUCGCUAUUUAUUUAUUUGUUCAUUUAAUUUUGGUGGAGUACUCCUUCUUUUUUUCUUGACCUUUGGCAUGCACACAUACCUCACGUAUAAAUAUACGCACACACACACACACAAGUGUACACACUAACAAAACAAGUACCGAUGGUGACAUUAUCAUUAUGUAAAUAAAUAUAA
This is a messenger RNA of Trichobilharzia regenti, 2320 nucleotides long. NCBI's taxonomy places the organism in Eukaryota, Metazoa, Platyhelminthes, Trematoda, Strigeidida, Schistosomatidae. The record is from the annotation of a GenBank genome assembly.